Ictidomys tridecemlineatus (thirteen-lined ground squirrel) is the source of this 3267-nucleotide messenger RNA. Its product is annotated as sodium/potassium-transporting ATPase subunit alpha-2. NCBI's taxonomy places the organism in Eukaryota, Metazoa, Chordata, Mammalia, Rodentia, Sciuridae. Gene Ontology annotation, molecular function: P-type sodium:potassium-exchanging transporter activity; ATP binding; ATP hydrolysis activity. The record is from RefSeq and is a predicted model, not a curated record. Gene Ontology annotation, biological process: proton transmembrane transport; sodium ion export across plasma membrane; potassium ion import across plasma membrane. Gene Ontology annotation, cellular component: cell projection; sodium:potassium-exchanging ATPase complex; plasma membrane.
ACCCUGUUGCUGCGGCUGUCUCUGUCUGUCUGCCAGGGUCUCCGGCCGCCCCAGACGGGUGGUGUGGGCUUGGGAUCUUCCUGGUGACCUCUCCAGCCUAGGUCCCCUCAGCCACUCUGCCCCAAGAUGGGUCGUGGGGAUGGCCGGGAGUACUCCCCUGCCGCCACCACUGCAGAGAAUGGGGGCGGCAAGAAGAAACAGAAAGAAAAGGAGUUGGAUGAACUGAAGAAGGAGGUGGCCAUGGAUGAUCACAAGCUAUCCUUAGAUGAGCUGGGCCGUAAAUACCAAGUGGACUUGUCCAAGGGCCUCACCAACCAGCGGGCUCAAGACAUUCUGGCUCGGGACGGGCCCAAUGCCCUCACUCCUCCCCCCACAACCCCUGAGUGGGUCAAGUUCUGUCGCCAGCUUUUCGGGGGCUUCUCCAUCCUGCUAUGGAUCGGGGCCAUCCUUUGCUUCCUGGCCUAUGGCAUCCAGGCUGCCAUGGAGGAUGAACCGUCCAAUGACAACCUGUAUCUGGGUGUGGUGUUGGCAGCUGUGGUCAUCGUCACUGGAUGCUUCUCCUAUUACCAGGAGGCCAAAAGCUCCAAGAUCAUGGAUUCCUUCAAGAACAUGGUGCCUCAGCAAGCCCUCGUGAUCCGGGAGGGAGAGAAGAUGCAGAUCAACGCGGAGGAGGUGGUGGUGGGUGACCUGGUGGAAGUAAAGGGUGGAGACCGUGUUCCUGCUGACCUCCGGAUCAUCUCUUCUCAUGGUUGUAAGGUGGAUAACUCGUCCCUAACAGGCGAGUCAGAGCCCCAGACCCGUUCCCCCGAGUUUACCCACGAGAACCCCUUGGAGACCCGCAAUAUCUGUUUCUUCUCUACCAACUGCGUGGAAGGCACUGCCAGGGGUGUGGUGAUCGCCACAGGUGACCGGACAGUCAUGGGCCGCAUUGCCACUCUGGCCUCAGGCCUCGAGGUUGGGCGCACACCGAUAGCCAUGGAGAUUGAACACUUCAUCCAGCUCAUCACAGGGGUGGCUGUGUUCCUGGGGGUCUCCUUCUUCGUGUUGUCCCUCAUCCUGGGCUACAGCUGGCUGGAGGCAGUCAUCUUCCUCAUUGGCAUCAUCGUGGCAAAUGUGCCCGAGGGGCUUCUGGCCACUGUGACUGUGUGCUUGACCCUGACAGCCAAGCGCAUGGCACGGAAGAACUGCCUGGUGAAGAACCUGGAGGCGGUAGAGACGCUGGGCUCCACGUCCACCAUCUGCUCGGACAAGACGGGCACCCUCACCCAGAACCGCAUGACCGUCGCUCACAUGUGGUUUGACAACCAGAUCCAUGAGGCUGACACCACUGAGGAUCAGUCUGGGGCCACUUUUGACAAACGAUCCCCGACGUGGACAGCCCUCUCUAGGAUUGCUGGUCUCUGUAACCGCGCUGUGUUCAAGGCUGGACAGGAGAACAUCUCUGUGUCCAAGCGGGACACAGCUGGUGAUGCUUCUGAGUCAGCUCUGCUCAAGUGCAUUGAGCUGUCUUGUGGCUCAGUGAGGAAGAUGAGGGACAGGAACCCCAAGGUGGCAGAGAUUCCUUUCAACUCUACCAACAAGUACCAGCUGUCCAUCCACGAGCGAGAAGACAGCCCCCAGAGCCAUGUGCUGGUAAUGAAGGGGGCCCCAGAGCGCAUCCUGGACCGGUGCUCCACCAUCCUGGUGCAGGGCAAGGAGAUCCCUCUCGACAAGGAGAUGCAAGACGCCUUUCAAAAUGCCUACAUGGAGCUGGGAGGACUGGGGGAGCGUGUGCUGGGUUUCUGUCAUCUGAAUCUGCCUUCUGGAAAGUUUCCUCGGGGCUUCAAAUUCGACACAGAUGAACUGAACUUUCCCACGGAGAAGCUCUGCUUUGUGGGGCUCAUGUCCAUGAUCGAUCCCCCGCGGGCAGCUGUGCCAGAUGCUGUGGGCAAGUGCCGAAGUGCAGGCAUUAAGGUGAUUAUGGUAACUGGUGAUCACCCUAUCACAGCCAAGGCCAUUGCCAAAGGUGUGGGCAUCAUAUCAGAGGGUAAUGAGACGGUGGAGGACAUUGCAGCCCGGCUCAACAUCCCCGUGAGUCAAGUCAACCCCAGAGAAGCCAAAGCAUGUGUGGUCCACGGCUCGGACCUCAAGGACAUGACGUCGGAGCAGCUGGAUGAGAUCCUCAGAGACCACACGGAGAUCGUGUUUGCCAGGACCUCUCCCCAGCAGAAGCUCAUCAUCGUGGAGGGGUGUCAGAGGCAGGGAGCCAUUGUGGCGGUGACAGGCGACGGGGUGAACGACUCCCCUGCGCUGAAGAAGGCGGACAUUGGCAUCGCCAUGGGCAUCUCUGGCUCUGACGUCUCUAAGCAGGCGGCCGACAUGAUCCUGCUGGACGACAACUUUGCCUCCAUCGUCACAGGCGUGGAGGAGGGCCGCCUGAUUUUUGACAACCUGAAGAAAUCCAUCGCGUACACCCUGACCAGCAACAUCCCUGAGAUCACCCCCUUCCUGCUGUUCAUCAUUGCCAACAUCCCCCUCCCUCUGGGCACCGUGACCAUCCUCUGCAUUGACCUGGGCACAGAUAUGGUCCCUGCCAUCUCCUUGGCUUAUGAAGCUGCUGAGAGUGACAUCAUGAAGCGGCAGCCACGGAACCCGCAGACAGACAAGCUGGUGAACGAGCGGCUUAUCAGCAUGGCGUAUGGACAGAUUGGGAUGAUCCAGGCCCUGGGUGGUUUUUUCACCUACUUCGUGAUCCUGGCAGAGAACGGAUUCCUGCCAUCGAGGCUGCUGGGGAUCCGCCUGGACUGGGAUGACCGAACCAUGAACGACCUGGAGGACAGCUAUGGCCAGGAAUGGACCUAUGAGCAGCGGAAGGUGGUGGAGUUCACGUGCCACACGGCCUUCUUUGCCAGCAUCGUGGUUGUGCAGUGGGCUGACCUCAUCAUCUGCAAGACCCGCCGCAACUCCGUCUUCCAGCAGGGCAUGAAGAACAAAAUCCUGAUUUUUGGGCUCCUGGAGGAGACUGCACUAGCUGCCUUUCUGUCUUACUGCCCGGGAAUGGGGGUUGCUCUCCGCAUGUACCCGCUCAAGGUCACUUGGUGGUUCUGUGCCUUCCCCUACAGUCUCCUCAUCUUCAUCUACGAUGAGGUCCGAAAGCUCAUCCUGCGGAGAUAUCCUGGGGGCUGGGUGGAGAAGGAGACGUACUACUAAGCCCACUGGAAGAAGAACCAGGCCCAGGAGAGAUGGGGUGCUUCGGAGGUGUUGCAGAGAUGGUGAUGGGGACGGAUG